This is a messenger RNA of Ctenopharyngodon idella (grass carp), 2814 nucleotides long. RefSeq names its product angiopoietin-2-like. The transcript is spliced from 2 exons. The coding region runs from base 1 to 2025 and encodes 674 amino acids. The record is from RefSeq and is a predicted model, not a curated record. Lineage: Eukaryota; Metazoa; Chordata; Actinopteri; Cypriniformes; Xenocyprididae.
AUGACCAGUAGGGUUCAACCACCUGUGGUAGGCCAGGGGACAAGGAGAAUUUCAAUAACUCCACUCAAAGCUAAAGUUGAAGAGGAACAGUCAAAGAAUAACAAGAACAUCAGCAAGAUACAUGAAGUAAGUCAAGACAACGUAAGGUAUGUGAUGUCAAACCCCCCAAGAAGCCCUGAGAUACAUCCAAUAACUUCACCUAAGGACCUCAAACUAAGACAACCUAUUUUUAUGAACAAAACGUCAGCAAACAGGACUGUUAGAGUACCUUCGAAGCUAUCCAUCCCAGUCAGGAACAUCAAUAUUGCCAGGAAAAAUGGCACUGGAAUUAUUAAACAAAGUUAUUUAAGGAAGAAGCCAAUCUCUCAAACUGAGACAAAAAUAAACAGUGGCUUGAAGACAAAGGUGACUCAAACAGUGACUCAAUUCUUCAGUCCCACUGAUGCAACAUCUACUGUAGAACAAGAUCAAACAGAAGAAAUCAAAUACACCCCGCAGGUGAUGAGGUCAAAAUCACAAUCAGAGUCUCAAAAUGCAGGUGAUGUACAAGAUUUAUAUAAGGUUCAAGAAGAUAAGAACCUAAUUGGAGACAACAGUGAGAAUGUGUUGAUACCAAACAUUGGAAACCAAGCAGAGGAUUCUAAAACUCAAAGUGGAGCAUCAAAUUCACAUAUUGGUGGGAAAGAAAGCAAGAUAUUUAGUUUGGGAACCGCUGAUACCAGCAGUCAACAGCCAUUUGAAGUGGACAAGACCAGCAGCGGGAAGAAAAGGCCAACUGCAUCCACCUUAAGGAAAGAGUUAACUAAGAAACCAGGAACAACUCAAUUCACAACCUCGACAGUCUCUUUUACGGACACAGACCAUGAAGAUGGUAAAAAAACCAUUCGUACAGUGACAAACACACAUGUUGAAAUGGCUAAAAAUGUCAGUCAGGAUACACCCAUAAGCUUCGAAAAUAUCGAAGCAACAAGAGAACUGGAGCUUAUUAAACUUAAUAAAGACAGAGCAGAACAAAAGUCUGGGGACAUAUUAUCCAACCCAAACAGUGCGGACAAAGCCCAAGGUUACAGCGAAGGGAGGUACGCUAUUCCAGUUGUUUUGGAAACCCUUACAAAUGUUGAAGAAAUUAAGGGCUCAAAGCUUUUCUCACUCAGCCCUGAGGACACAGCUAAGGGAUUUAAAUCACAUGCAGUCAGUGAUGAGGUAACAGAGAGAGAGCAAGUAGAGAACAAGAACAACAGCACCUGUCUCAGUGAUUGUAACACUACGUCAACCCAACAGUCUACAACCCAGACUAAGCCUCUAUUGGACUCUGGAAGAGAAAAAGGACCUGCACAAGACUGCGCUGAUUACAUUAUGAAAUCAAGAAGGAAUGGUGUAUACAGAGUAACGCCGCGGACAAAAAACAGCACGUUUUCUGUUUUCUGUGACAUGGAGUCCUCUGGCGGAGGCUGGACAUUGAUCCAGCAUCGCUUUGAUGGGAGCACAAGUUUCAAUCGCACCUGGGACGAGUACAAGAAUGGAUUUGGUAAACUAACAGAAGAGUUUUGGCUUGGCAAUGACAAGAUUCACUUGCUGACAAAGGCGAAAAACAUGUCAUUGCGAAUAGAAAUCGAAGACUAUGAGGGUGUCAGAGAAUAUGCCCAUUAUGACCACUUCUAUGUGGCCAAUGAAAGCCAACAAUACCGCCUGUCCAUUAGUGGCUACUCUGGUACAGCAGGUAAUGCCAUGCUGCUUAGUAAGAAAUACAAUCACGACCAGAAGCUUUUCACCACUCCAGACAGAGACAAUGACCAGUAUCCCUCCGGAAACUGUGGGGCCUAUUACAGCUCAGGCUGGUGGUUUGAUUCAUGCAUGUCUGCAAACUUAAAUGGCAAAUAUUAUCAUUCAAAAUACAAAGGGGUACGUAAUGGGAUAUUUUGGGGUACGUGGCACAACAUUACAAUGGAAUAUUACCCAACCCAUGACAGACAAGCUUUUAAGACUGUUAGAAUGAUGAUAAGACCUAAAAACUUUGCAAACUAAUAUUUACCUACCAAUCCUAAAACCUACCAAUUAAAUUAAGCUGUAUUUUGAAUUUGUGCGGUAGAACAAAACGGCAAGUGCUUAAAGUAAACUGCUACUCUGUGUUACUGAUUUAUUAAUAGAAAAACUGUCGGAACUUGAAUAAACAUGACAAAUGUUUCUGUAUCUUGUUGUUUUUUUAACUGUACACAUAUGGAUUAGUAUAAACAACUGAGCCCUCUUGUGUUGCUUUGAAAAUACUGUAUUGCAUAAAACCAUGCUAUUUACAGAUUCAGCUAUUUUUUUUUUGUAUACUGUAUUUUUUAUUUUUACUUACAAACCAAAAUGUCAAAAUGUUUGCCAAUCCAUGACUGUUUACAUGGAUAUAUUCACAAUUUAUUGUCAUUUUUUUUUAAUACAAAUAUUUGAAUUUUAUCAGCUGAAUAAUGUAUUUUUUAUAUUAUUUUCAUUGUAUCAAGUGUUAUUCUCAAACAUUGCAAUUGUUUUUAUGUAAAUUGCAAACCCCAAACAAUUCUUUCUAAGAGGGAAUUUCAAUUUCUGUUGAAAAGGAUAAUCAUAAUUACUUGAAACUAACUAAUGAAUAAAUUACUAAAAUAUCAAUAAUGAAAUAUAACUAUAAAGCAAGCAAUAAUACAAAUUUAGCAAAUUUCCAAUCUCAAGAACAAUAUAAAUUUUCUGCUGAAUUUUAACACCUCUGUGUGAUCUUGGAAACAUCUGUAAAUAAAACUAUGAACUUAUGGACUGAACAUGUUGUCGUAAAGAAAAUAAAUAUGUAUCUUAUAAUUACAA